AUGGUACCCUUCAGAUCUCUCAGGUCACGCUCUCAUCAUACUCCUGAGGGCAACAGAGACAAUUUUGUCACACUACGCCUUAGCUCUAAAAAUCAACUCUCCUGCCUUGCUGUUUCGAGGUCGAUGGAUCAGAAGAGGCCAAAAUCACACAUAUUUCAGGCUUGCCUGAUGUUUCGCCUGAAAGAGCGCGUCAGGAUGGAUCAGAACCAGGCGACAGCUCUGGAGACCCAAGCCAACAGCACAGAGAGCAGACUGAGAGAACUUGCUCUAAAGUGGUUCACAGAGACACAAGCCCCUCUCAUUCUUCACAAUGGCAACUUUCCUGCCUGGUUCCAAGGCUUCAUCAGCAGAAAGGACGCUGAAGAUCAUCUCAGAGAUAAAGAGCUGGGCUGUUUCCUCAUUCGUCUCAGCGACAAAGCGGCCGGUUACAUCCUCUCAUACAAAGGACGUGAUCGAUGCCGACAUUUUGUCAUCAAUCAGAACAAAGCGGGACAGUUCAUCGUCACGGGAGAUACGGAGAUGCACGAUACUCUCACCAGUCUAAUCGAGCAUUAUAAAACCAGACCCAUCGAGCCGUUUGGGGAGUACCUGACACUAUCUUGCUUUGAGUCUGCCACCAACGAGCUCUAUGAUGUGGUGCAGAUUGAUCCAAAAGGAAGACCAGGUGGGAAUGUCAAAGCUGCCAGGGUCAUCCGGGAUCAUCCAGGGUCAUCCAGGAGUGGCCAGCCUGAUGAAGGCCCACCUCUGCCUGUGUUACCACGCAAAACCAACAGAAGCCCACCGGCUGUGCCGCCCGUGCCAAAACGUGUCAGCCCCGUGAAGACAGCUUCUCUUGAGGAUUACAGUGACCCUACGAGUGGACUAGUCUACGCCCGGCUGGAACAGCCUAGAACCAGAGUCCCCGACAACCAGAUCAGGGUGUUCAAACCAGAGCCUGUGAGCACAAGCACAGUUUAUUCUGAACUCAGCCUCAUCGACUGCAGGAGCAAAUCACUGCCCCUUCUGGACGACGACAAAGAGGCAAAUCAGUCCUAUAGGCUAGACACCCCCAAAUAUUGCCAGUUGCAUCGGGUAACAGGGCAAACUCUCUCUCUCCAGGAGCCAAGGCAACCCUUCAGGAGGUCGCCUAGCCCUGAAAUGUCCCCCCACAGCCACAGCCUGGACAAGCUGUGCGACACGCAGCUCUAUCAUUUGUCCGGACCGCCCAGCAACCGCAGGGACAAAGCACAGUACAUCUCCACGGUAACAGAGUCAAACGACAACACCUACGCAGAAGUGCCCUGCAACCCUACGCCAAACCGUUUCGUCACAGAGAACACUUACGAGCAGAUACCCAAACAUCUGCCCACUGCUGGAACGCAGAGCCACAACCCUGCCCACAGCAGUACCUAUACAACACAGCAGGAAUACAGACCAAAGCAACCAGAGUCAACCAGCCGCAACAAGGUUCCAGAAAAUGGAAAUGCUGCCAGCCGAGUUUCUCAUUUCUGCACUCGCUAA
Messenger RNA from Chanos chanos (milkfish), 1500 nucleotides. RefSeq lists its product as uncharacterized. The transcript is spliced from 8 exons. The record is from RefSeq and is a predicted model, not a curated record. Lineage: Eukaryota; Metazoa; Chordata; Actinopteri; Gonorynchiformes; Chanidae. The coding region runs from base 1 to 1500 and encodes 499 amino acids. Gene Ontology annotation, cellular component: cytoplasm.